This is a messenger RNA of Manis javanica (Malayan pangolin), 2856 nucleotides long. It is a transcript of the gene NOXRED1, whose product is annotated as NADP dependent oxidoreductase domain containing 1. The record is from RefSeq and is a predicted model, not a curated record. Lineage: Eukaryota; Metazoa; Chordata; Mammalia; Pholidota; Manidae. Gene Ontology annotation, biological process: L-proline biosynthetic process. Gene Ontology annotation, molecular function: pyrroline-5-carboxylate reductase activity.
AUGGACAUGCUAGGAGACCUCGAGUCCCUGCAGUUUGAGUAUGGGAUUCAAGAGGAAGAUCGCAGCUUGCUGUAUUUGCAGGGUCGUUCUCGGGGACUGGUGAUCAAAACCUUUGCCCAUGCAACCUUCUGCAAGCUACUCUGCUAUUUGAGAGAAUCAUUACAUGAGAAGCAAUCUUCCAGAUGUCUCUUGACUAGAGCUCCUGAUGACACGCUUGGUGAUGAUGUGUUGAAGGUGGGCACCAUUGGAGGUGGCCACCUUGGGAAGCAGCUGGCUAGUGUGCUGCUUUAGCUUGUCCCCAUCCCUGCUGAAAGCCUGCGGAUCUCCACUCGGAAACCAGAGGCCCUGGAUGAGCUUCAGAAACUGGGAAUCCAGUGCUUUUACCAUAACACUCGUCUGGUGGGCUGGGCCAACGUCAUAUUCCUCUGCUGCCUGCCAUCUCAGCUGCCUAAAAUCUGUGUGGAAAUUCAAACCAGGCUUGAGAGAGCCUGCACUGUGUACAGCUUUGUAGCUGCUGUCCCAAUACCCAGGUUGAAACUCCUGCUGAACCACACCAGUAUCUUGCGGCCUCAAUACCAGUGUAGUGAAGAUUUUGUCAACAUCUGGGGCGCCAAUAAGGAAAUCACAACUGCCCCAGAUCCUGUGAUCCUUCAAGCUACCUGCCCCUACAGUCCAGCUGGGGGAGUUAUCCUCAACAUCAAGUGGUUGGAGGGAGUGUUCUAUGCAGCCCUAAACAUCUGCACGGCAAAGGAAAUGCCCUGCUCCCAGGCACUGCGGCUUCUGAAUGAACUGUUCCUCUCUGUGCACUUUGAAGACUGUGGGAAAGAUGGAGCAUCUUGCCCAAAAUUUCAACUCCAAGAUUUUGUCAGCAAAGCCUAUGCCAAGAACCUGACUCAGAGAAGGCCUUUCCCCUGGUUCGAUUUGACUGCUGUGCAACUCAAGAAAACUCCCUUCAGUCAGCAUCUCUCAACCAGUGCUUCUCUCCAAGACCACCUUACUCAUCUGUACUGUGAUUCAUUCGGCAUCUCCCUAACCAGAGAAGAACAGCCAGUAGUUUCCUCAGCUUCUUCAUCCCAGUAAGAUAAGAGACCUCAGAAUUAGGAAUUUUUUUCUCUCUCUCUCCAGUGGUUGUCCCCUGAUUAUCACAAUUGACAGUGGGAGUCAUGUGACUAUAUUGUGUUUGCCACGUGUUAGGCAUCAGAAUAUUGUACUGAUGGCUCUUUAAAAUGUUGUGUAAAACAAGAGGUCUCUUACAUCAGAAUAUUUGGAUGUGUUUGUCUUUGGAAGUAACCAAAUGAAACUAUAUGACCUAACACAUUUAAGUAAGCUGCUUCCCCAGGAAAGCCUUGGUGAUAUAGAUUAUCUCUCUUCUAAAAGCUAAAUUCAAGAAGUUAAAAUGUCAUUAUCAGUUACAUACUGCAGCUUCUUUUCCUUAAGCAGUAUGUAGCUGACAAAUGACACAGUUUGAUUUUCCUACCAUUUUUGGGUAGAGAAGUAAAAUGUGUGGUAAACAAUUUUAAUUGAAUUAUGACUCACUUUAUGCUAAUUUCAGCUAUAUAGGACUGUUCUGGUCUAUCUUAUUUAAAGCUGUUCCCAUUUAAACCAUUUUAAACCAUAAAAUCAUUUUAAAAAAUAGGGCAUUCAUAUUAAAUGGCUAAAAACAAUUUUGCAAAAUACAUAUCUUAUUGCUACAAUGCAAUUUAUUUCCUUUACAUUUUACAAAUACUUUGUCAAUUUUAAUAGAGUAGAAAACAAUAGCAAUGAUCAUUCAAGUUGAGGAAAGAUGACAUUGACUCUGUCAUCAAUCAGAACCAGUUUGCUAAAUGCUACUUUUGAAUAAAAUCACUCACUAUACACUUAAGCCACUAGAGUGUUAGGUUAAUCACCUACAUUUUUCUUUUUGCAUAAUUGUAUUUUAAAUAUUUUGCAUAAAUACCAGGCAAACUCAAUGGUAUAUUGUUGCAUGGCAUGAGAUAAAAUUCUGUUAGUCCAAUUUGGAAAAAAAAAUAGGUUCAUCAUCAGAUAUUAACACUUGGUAUGAAUGCUAAUUUGAGGCAUUGUUUCUCCUCUCAGUAGGAAAAAAAAAUGGAUUCCUUAGCGUAUUCAUUCAGGUGUUAAGGGAACUGGACAAGGUACACCAUUGCCCUUCUGGAUUAUUGUAGCCUGAGAGUGGUUCUUUGGAUUAAGAAGUGAGACUGGUGAAAGAAAGAACAGUUAAGUCUGUAAAAAUAGAGAGGAACAGGAGUCAUUCAAACAAGAAAUAUUCUGUCAUUUCUUUUGAACAGUCCAGUCAUGAGUGAAGUCUGGCCUGAAUUUCAUUUUAUAAAGGUUUUGAAAGUACCACAUAAAAGAGCCUUGUAAGCAAACUCCAGAUCCUACCCCAUAGUCAAUGGUACUUCUAGACACAGAUUUGUUUGUAAGGACAAAUAUAAAUCUAAAGAAAAUUUUUUAAAAAAUUUUUUUCUGGAGAAAGUGGCUGCCUUACCACCCAGGUAUCACCUUGUUCAGAUGUUUUGGACACAUGAUACAAUAAAACAAUGAAAAUAAAAAUUUUUUUUUUCUGAUUCCAUAUUCCUUUUUCAAAAAAUAUUUCCUUUACAAAACUGGUAAUUCAAAUCAUUUUUCUCUGCUUUUGAGGUGUAUAUAAAGCUUUCAAAAAGCUCAAAAAGCCACUUGCCAGUUUUUCUUAAAUUGAGGUUAUCAUUGAUAUACAACCUUACGAAGGUUUCACAUGAGCAACAGUGUGGUUACUACAUUCAUCCACAUUACACUAUCGAGUUCCCCCCCCACACCCCGUGGCAGUCACUGCCCAUCAGCGUAGUAAGAUGCAAUAGAAUCAUUACUUGUCCUCUCUGU